AUGGCGACCAAAGUAUCCAGCUAUCUGGCCAAUGGCAAUGGCACCCAGACCUCACGACAUGCCUCGUAUAGGUUGUCGACCAGCCGCACCAAGACCACUGCGUCGGGCGCAACUGGCUCCGCCAAAAUGGCCGAGAUCGUGCACAUCUUGAAGCGUCGAUGCGCCGAAGAACUGGGAUCAGCCAUCUCAAACAACAUCAUUAGCUCCUACCAAACCCUCAUAGAGAAGAUCAGCAAUGAGCGUCUACGCCGACUGCCCACCGAGGGCAGUGCCUGGGACAAGGUGCUCGCCUGGGCGCAGUCGUUCGCGGAGAAGUUCAACGAGUUUGACCUAGCCAUCGAGCAGUUCACGGGCGGCAACUAUGACGGCGCCGAAAUCGCCUUUGGGUACUGCAUCUUGCUGUUGGAACUCGGCGACGACAACGCAGCCGCCCUCCAGACCUCGUUUGGAUUCUUCUUCAAAUGCUCCCGAGACCUGAUUGCGCUCUUGGAUCGGGUCGAGCUGUUCAAUGCCUCCUUCGACAUCAACGAGCAGUUGGUGCUGGCAUACGCCGACUUGGUCACGCUGGUCUCGGACGUGGCUCUGCGCUUUUACCAAGCCAUCAGACAUUCGAGCGACUCGGGCGUCUCCAUCGACAUCUACACCGCCUUCGCCGGGACCAUCGAGAGCUUCCAGACCCGCCGGGACAAGAUCGUCGAGUCGAUGUGGAAGUAUCAGCUGGCCGAGGAGAACGUGGACGUCGACAGCCUGGUCGACAUCAAGACCCUUCGCGCCUGGUUGGCCAUCCAGGACAACAUCCUGAAGUACAAGUCGGGGGAUCACACCGCUCUGGUCAAUGACCGUCAGCAAUUGACGUGCUUGUGGGUGCAACCGUACCUGACCCGCUUUCUGAAUGGUGGUCAAAACUCUCUGGCCAUUGUCGGGCCUCCAGGCUCGGGCAAGACCGUUCUCGCGGGCACCAUCGUCGACGCUGUGCAACGCUCCAGCUCCCGAAAGUCGUAUACGGUCCUGUUCGUGCCCAUCAACGCUCGAGCCAAGUCACAGGCCGCCAGCUUGCACGUCAUCCGGAACCUGUUGGCGCAACUGUUGGAAAGCCGGGUCGGCAACGUGGAAAUCUACAAGGUGCUGAGCGAAACCUACGAGGCGUCGCAAAAGUCGAUCGACGUCGCCGCCUACGAAUCUCUCCUGUGGAAUGCGUUCGAGAGGCUGAUCGCGCUGACACAUUCCCAAGCCAAAGACACCCUCAUCAUUGUGGAUGGCCUGGACGAAGUGGCCCAAACCCCCAAAGAGGCCCAGAAGCUGCACCAGCACCUUGCCAAUGCCUCGUCCAAGCAUGAAAAGGUGAAACUCAUCACUCUUUCGCAGCCAAGUUCGCUCGUUUCCAAGACCGGCACGGUGGUAGAGAUCACCGAGGACCUCAUCUACGACGACGUCUUCGCAGUGGUGUCGAACCUCCUUCGAAACCACCCCUAUCUGCGCCAGUUGUCCAGCAUUGAACAAGAUGUGGUUGUCCAUCAAAUCGUGGACGCCUCCAAGAGCAACUUCCUUUGGGCCAAAUUGGCGGCCAAGGGCUUGCUCGGAGAGACGUCACAGGAGAAGUUCACCAAAGCCACGGCCGCCAUCAAGAAGAGCCCCAAGCCUCUCGAGGAAAUCAUUCGUGAUCAUCUCGUCGCCGCCAAUCUGUCCGACGUGGGCCGACAGCUCUUGACCUGGCUCUCCAUCUCUGAGCGCCCUCUGACUGUCGAGGAACUGUCACUGCUCUAUGCCAUUGACCCGAAAACGGGGACGAUCAGUGACAAGUACAUUGAGCCGCUGCAUGCUUUGAAGCCGGUCGCAUCCUUGGUCUUCCUCCAAGACGGCCUGGUGUACUUGCGCCACGCCACCAUCAGGCAGGUUCUGGCGUCUCACUUGACCCAACACAAGCCGAAUCUGCCGGUGAAGGAGCCCUCCUUGGACCUGGUGCAACGUCUGUGGACGUACCUGAGAGUCAGCGUCAAAGACCACAAGGAGCCCUCUUUCUCCGCUCUGACCCCGGCUCAGGUGGACCAUAUCCUGACUCAAUAUCCGCUGGCGGAGUAUGCGAUCAGGUACUGGCCCAGCCACUAUCUUGAGGUUGAAUCCAGCUCCAGGGAGAUCUCGGUGGAAUUGAAGAAGGCCUUCAUCGCCAACCUUCCAACUUCGUCCACCGUCCCCCUUCUUGAAAGGUCGGCUUGGACCUGGCUCCCAGCGUCGAUCCAGGUCUUGUGGCACUCAACCGCUCUCGAUGUCCGACAGAAGGUGACCGAAGGGAACCACGCCGUCGUUCUGCAGUCGGUCAUCAUUCUGGGCUCGAUCCUCCACAAGCAAGGGGACCUGCAGUCCGCCGCCGACCUGUUCUACUCGGCGAGCCAACUCUCUGCCAGCCUCUUUUCCACCACCCAUCCGUUGGCCAGUCAAUGUGCCACUUAUUUCCUCAAUGUCACCAGCACUCUCACCACUACCACGAGAACUGACAUUAUGACUCGUCGCGAGGAGAUUUUGACCCUUCUCAUCAAGAGCAGCACCACGCAGUAUGGGGCCACCUCGGAAGUGGUGCUUACCUACAAAUCCCAACUGAUCGAGCUUUAUCGCACGCUCAAGGAGGAAUCCAAGGCAGUGGAGGUGGAGACUUCUAUACACGGGCGUGACACUCAGACCUCCAAAGACCAACCCUCCAUCAAACGCACUGGGUCCCUUGGCGUGCGUGUCGUGUCUCGCCGCGACCGAGACUUUGGCUACGAGACCUGGGACUGGAGCGAGGAACAUGAUCACGACAUCAUCAUCCGCACCGAGAAUAGCAAACAUAUCGACGAGCUCCUGGAGUUGGCCAAGUCAUACACGGCCAAAGGACUCACGGCCGAAGCUGAGCAGGCCUAUGUCGAAGCCUGGCAUCUGAUAUCUCUGCAAAGCCAAACGAGCCACUCGUUGGAGGUUGAUCGUCGGAAGAUCGAGCUGGCUACAACCUAUGCCCAAUUUCUGCAGUCCACCAAGCGAGAAAGCGAGGCAUCGGCACUGCUGACUGGGGUGUGGGAGGAGUAUCGAUCGUUGUCGAUCGCGCAGUCGGAAGAAAUCAGCUCGCGUCUCUUCCAAGCUGGGAAGGUCCUGAAGACUCUGGGAAUCGUUACCGUUGCUCUCGACAUCUUCCGCCAGUACUCGUCUGUCACCAAAAGCGUGAGUAAGAUCGAGAGCUCUUCGUACAAAGAAGUCGAAGAGCAGAUCCAGUCCACCCAGAAGGAGAUUCUCAAGCAGACGGCCUCCUCAUCAUCCUCGGUCACCCAUGUUUCCCAAUCUGCCAUGACGGAGAUCAUUACCAGUAUCGAGUCCUCCAAGUCCACGCAGAUCGACAUCACCUCCACCUCGGCGGCCAAGCAGGUCGUGGUUGCCUACAUCGCACAGAAGCGCUGGAAGGAGGCCACCGUCACCAUCAAACGAUUGCUCCACAUUGUAUGGGCUGGCUUCUUCUCCAGUUCCAUCGAGGACGUUGGCCAGCCCGUCCGCAGUCCAGACUUUGCCCUGGAGCUCGCCGACCAGCUCAUUGUCUGCUACGAAUCACGCCUUCGGACCCUCAAAGCGCAAGAUCUCCGAGAGCGACUGUUUCGGGCGGUCAAAGCCACGCGAAAGAUUGACGACGGCGUGGUGCAGCACAACUUGACCCAGCUCUUGAGGCUUUUCGAGCAGAACCGAGCGCGCGAGAAGAUCAUUCAACUGCACCGCGAACUGCUGGAAGACUACCGGAAGGCAUACGGGCCUACUCAUCGGCAGACCAUCCAGACCCUGUGGACGCUGGCACGUCUAACCAGCCCGGAGCCCAUCUCCAUCGAGUACUACCGACAGAUCGUAGAUCUGCUGAGCCAGGGGUCAGAUGUCUGCCACCCUGACGCCAUUGACGCCUUGAGCACGGUUGCUGACCACUACUGGAUCGAACGACGUUACAGCGACGCCACCUGGGCGUACGCCCUUCUCUUCCGCACCUUCGUGAAGAAGGGCAAGGAAUCCAAGCAGUUCCAGGUCACCUCGUUUGUCUCGACCGUCUACAGCAGAUAUGUGGACAGCCUGAAAGUAUCCAGCUCGGAUACGGCGGUCACGUACGAGAUCACGAAAACGUACCGGCAGACCUGUCUCACCGUCUUCGGCGCCGACCACAAGUUCACCCAAGAGGCCACGCUGACCCUCGCGCGCUUGUGCCGCCUGUCCAAGCGUCACGAGGUCGAGGCCGUCGCGCUGUAUGAGCAGAUUCUCAAGGACGUCAAGGCGGUCGAGUACCAUUCAGAGAGCCGAGCCACUCUCGACGCCAUCUAUGAGGAGCAGGCCUUGGAGGCGGUCCGCAGCAGCACCAUCUCGGCCUCCAGUGAGCAGGUCGAGCGAGCCGUCACCGUGGUGCGGAAACGCCUGACCGAGAGCAGAAGCCAGUACGGCUGGACUCACGACGAGUCUCUGGAGCAGUUGAAGGAGAUGACCUAUCUCUACGCGAAACGGUCCAAGAAGGAAGAGGCGGUGCAGGAGCUCAUCACGGUCACGAGUCACAUCGUCUCCAGCGAACAGCGCUCCGACCAGUUGAUCCGAGGGGCCAUUGCGGUCGCUUCGUCCUUUGUCGCGGUCAAUGAGACCCAUCGCGGGCUGGAAGUGGCCGAGGAGCUCCGUUGGCAAUUGGUGACCAAGGACGCCAGCAACUCCAAGAAAUACAAUCUGGACUUCACCUCGACCAGCCGCUCGGCCGCCAUCUACAUCGCCCAGCUGGAGUACAGCCUGCGACAAGACAGCUCGGCCUCGUUCAGCUCGAUCUACGUGUCCAUCUUGACCGAGAUUGUCUACUAUGAGGAAUUCCAGCGGUCCAUUCGGAGCAACCUGACGGUGGAAGAGGUGUUCGCGGUCGCGGCACGGCUUCACGCCUUCCUGAGCCUCCAGAAGCGGUCGGUCCUGCUGGUUCACGUGGAGGAUCAGCUGGUCAGCUUCUUCCUGAGGACGUCGGGUGACAAGGCCAAGGUCGGCGACGUGGCUCAAGUCAAGGUGCUGGUCACGACCAUGCUCGCAUACCUUCGAACCCAUCAGGUCAAGAAUUUCCUCCACUCGAUCAACCUGGCCAGCAUCGAGCAUGUCAAGCACCUCCUGCGGCACGGACAACACAAGCAGGCCUGCGACCUGGCCCAGACGGCUUUCAGAUACUCCCAUGCCAGUGGAUGGUACGACACCCCAGCUGCGAUCAAGGAUGGACUUGUCCUGGCCAUCGCCAUCGCGGACAUCAGUCAUCGGGGCACCACGCGUCGGGCUCAGAUCCAGAUUGCCAGCAGCAUUGUGCGGCAGAUGCUCGACUCGGCCAAGCAGCUGAAACUCAACCUUGCCGCCGUUCCUCUGAAGCAGACCAAUAUCAUCGUCUCGAUUCUAGGGGAGGAGAAAGACUACAUUACACUGGAGGCACUUCUCACCACCCUCUGGGAGACUCGCGAGACGCACGCCGCCUGGGGCCCAUCCCUGGUCCUCGCGCUCGGCCGUCGCCUUGUCCUGGCGAGGUUUCUCCUGAAGAAAUACGACCUCGCCCUCCAUCUGGCCGCCGACAUUGCCUACAACCUUCGGCGCGUCUACGGCUCGUCUCACGUGGUCACGCUCGAGAUGAACAUCCUCCUCGGCCAGCUGAACGUCAGCACCGGCCUGGCCCUCCAGAGCACCAAAGGAGCCGAGGAAAUUGCACGGCGCUACUACAAGCGUGCCAUCGGGGUGCACGAGAACGUGCUCCGGUCGCUGACUCUCGACCCGCUCGGUCUCAAUGAGGACGACGACGUGACGGUUCUUUCGGCGGAUCCGGAACCGGUCGACCUGUCGGCCUUGGGGUUGAACGUGGACGGUCAUGCCGGCGCCGUCUCACCGGGCGUCUAUGCACGCCGACAUCUGAUUCUGCUGAAACUCGCCCUCGAGCGGUUCGGGGUUUACCCCAAAGGCUACGCCGAGUACGAGCAGCUCAAUGCUGAUCUCUUCCACACCUUUCCUGAGGAGCUGCGAGGCAUCGAGGGCGUGGAGAAAUGGGAUCUCAAGAAGUUCGGAAAUGGUCGCGCCGCGAGUGAUGAGGGUGUCCUGGAUACCCAGUUGAAGACCUGGGCUCUGACCGAGCAGAAGGUCGAGGUCAACGGUAAUGGUGCACAUGCCUAUUAG
Molecule: messenger RNA, 6162 nt
Organism: Capronia epimyces CBS 606.96
Lineage: Eukaryota; Fungi; Ascomycota; Eurotiomycetes; Chaetothyriales; Herpotrichiellaceae
Exons: 2
Coding region: 1-6162 (2053 amino acids)
Molecular function (GO): ATP hydrolysis activity; protein binding
Source: RefSeq, a predicted model, not a curated record